AUGGCAUGCAUGUGUUGUCACAAUAAGACUGCGCACGGCACGGAAGCUACUGUGGAGGUUGGCUCGGCCCACGAUCCGGCGGUUUGGGCUGAGAAUACGAAGAACGCAUCAAUACACCCCCUUUCCACGUCCGACCCGACCGCUGGCACCCUCAGGCGGUCUGUCAGGCAGACAAUCGUACUAUCUGUUGCUAACACGACCCAUCAUGCUGCAGCAAGCACCAGAAGCCCGGCGCAGAGUCGCGAGUUUGGCUUUACAGAUGCAUCCUUUCUCCAAUUGACUGCGCUGCCGUUGCCUCCUUCGAGAUUUCCCCAAAUUCGAUCCGUCCAGAGCGGGAACAUGAACUUCUUAAACUCGCUCCUCGCCGCUCUCUACUCCAUGUCAACCACCUACAGUCUCGCCCUCGCUCUGAACGAAGCGGCGCCAUCGUCUUCGCCAGGAGACCGCCGCCGGGUGCCAAAAAUAUGCCCGCUGCAUCCAGUCAAGCCACAGACGGGCGUUGCUGGCGUCAUGCAUGUCGAUAUAGCCGCAAAAUACAACGGUCCAGAAACUUACGGUUUCAGCGAGCAGGCACUUGUAUAUCGACUGAGAACGAAAGGCUUCACCGGAACUCCAAGUCCAGGGAAUGAUUGGGGGUCAGACAACACUCCUGUUCCCGUACCAUUAUCAGCCCUCCCGUCCUGGGUUAGAACAUCCGACAAUUGGGAGGCUCAUAAGCUUUCCAGUGGACCCAAGGGGGGGCAUCUGGAUCCCAAGCAGUUCAGCGACUGUCUCGCCGCACGAGUCAAAGAACUAGGCGUGGAGUUUGAGAUGAACGCCAACGUCACAUCGGUCUAG
Messenger RNA from Mytilinidion resinicola, 837 nucleotides. RefSeq lists its product as uncharacterized. The record is from RefSeq and is a predicted model, not a curated record. The transcript has 4 exons. The coding region runs from base 1 to 837 and encodes 278 amino acids. NCBI's taxonomy places the organism in Eukaryota, Fungi, Ascomycota, Dothideomycetes, Mytilinidiales, Mytilinidiaceae.